Messenger RNA from Melospiza melodia melodia, 2571 nucleotides. It is a transcript of the gene HEBP2, whose product is annotated as heme binding protein 2. The record is from RefSeq and is a predicted model, not a curated record. Gene Ontology annotation, cellular component: cytoplasm. NCBI's taxonomy places the organism in Eukaryota, Metazoa, Chordata, Aves, Passeriformes, Passerellidae. The coding region runs from base 197 to 748 and encodes 183 amino acids. The transcript has 5 exons. Gene Ontology annotation, molecular function: heme binding.
CAAUGAGACCCAGAGCAGGACAAGGCUCCAGCCUUCUGGUUUUCAUAACAGUAGCCCCCUCCAGUAGGGUUGAGGCAUGGGAGGAGCUUGCCCAAACUCAAAUAAACACUGACAUGCAGCAUCUUAUGAAGAUGUGCAGCCUCCACAGGACACACUGCAACAGCUGGAAGGACAAGCACUGAAACUCUCCGGCAAGAUGAUCAAGUCCUUCAAGCAAACAUUUCUGUCCCUGGACCUGCAGUCCCCUCGCUGGAGCUCAGCAGAGGCAAUGGCCAAGGACUAUGAACUGCGUCAGUACGAGACAGCCAAGUGGGUCAGCACGGUCAUCAGGGGGGAAAGCCAGAAGGAAGCAAUGCGCCAGGGCUUCUGGAAACUCUUCCACUACCUCCAGGGAAAGAAUGAAAAAGAAAUGAAGAUUGAUAUGACUGUGCCAGUGACCUGCCUGGUAAAAUCAGGCUGCACAGACUUCAAGAUCUCUUUCUUUGUGCCAUUUGAACACCAGGACUGUCCCCCCCAGCCCACUGACUCCGAUGUGUUCAUUGAGGAACGGAAGGCAGCAGCUCUCUUUGUCCGAUCCUUUGGUGGAUUUGCCUCCCCAGAGAAGUAUGCUGAGGAAGCUGAUGCCUUGGCCAGAACCUUAAGAAACAGAGGCCAACCAUUCCACGAAGAUUUCUUUUAUACUGCAGGCUAUGACAGUCCCUUCAAGCUCUUCAACAGGCAUAAUGAAGUGUGGUAUUUUAAAAAGUAACACAAUGGGAGAAUAUUAAGUGGCUACUAAUCAGCUCUGGAUGAAAACAGACCUUAUUAUUGGCUUUUUAGUGCAGAAGAGUUUUAAUUCACAUGUGGACACUGUCCAAGUAUAUUUUCUCUAGGAUGAAGUACUUUUCUGGAUAAAAACAUUUUAAAAUGUAAUUCAAAAUCAUACAAGAUGGAGUGGGUGGGAAAUGUAACAAAUUUACUCCUCCUAUUGAAAGAUUCUAAGCCACGCUAAUAAUGUGAAAAUAAUCCUGCUGAAUUUUAAGUAUGUAGUUUAUUUCUCAUUAGAAGUGCUACAGCAGUAGUUGAAAUGUUAUGGAAAGGGAGUUCUUCAUAACUGACUUUCAUAUGCUGACUUUCCUCAUAUUGACAUCACCCCUGAGACCAGGGAGGAAUUUAAAUGAACUUUUCAGAAAAGCAAGCUUCCCUUAAGGAGCAUUAGAAAGUAGAAACAUAAUGGCAGGCCUCAGUGACUUCUAAACAGUAACUGUUGUUAAUUAGCAUUAUGAAAAUCUCCCACCUCUGCAACUUUUUCCCCCCCUGAAGACCAAGUGUUGUAUUGUUUAAAUCCAGAACCCUUGGAAACAGGUUACCAGGUCCAAGCUGUACACUUGUUCUGAGAAGAUCUCCACCUCAACACGUAAUACCAGGAUUACUGGUAGACUAUUACUUUAGUAGCAAAUAGCCAAGUUUAGCUCUCUCAUUAAAACACUUGAAAUAAAUACUCCUUAACUUAUUUAGCUUUCUCAAAAAUAUGGUGACUUGCAGCCUGCACACCAGCAGUAUUUGACACCUCAGUUAAGACACUUGCAGAACUAGCAUCUAGCCUAGUUUAGUUCCUGCUCUAAAUUAAGCAUUUUAAAUUUAAAUAUAGCAGCCUGAGGUACUUUGCAUCAAGCUGUUCCAGCCAGAAAGGAGGUCACAACACCAGGUAGAGUUUACAGAUUUUUAUUCACUCCAAUCAACAUCAGGCUAACAUUACCAGUGAGGUAAAAACAAACUGACUUUUAAAAUGCUGUUCAUGCAAGUGUACCCAUUCAUCCAAUCUUCCACCUAUUAAGACAGACAGAAGAACCAUUAUAAGGUACCAAACCAGCACAACACACUUGAUGGGAACAUCUCAGACCUUAGGAUUUCAUCUCUGUUCAGUGAGAGAGUUCAAGCUAAGGUUUUCAUCACUUGUUCCAACAAAUACAUUAUUACUGCUCUUACACUCACCUUCUUAAUUCUUCAUGUGCUAGUUUCAGAGUUGCCUCUCCACCUAAAUCAAGAAAACACAGUUAGCAUAUGCAGCAGCACAACUGCUAAAAGCUCCACAACAGUUUUGUAACCUCAGAUAGAAAUGGAACGGAAAGGGUUAAUAUCACAGGAACUCAUUUGGCAGAAUCAAUUUCAUCAGUGGCUACAAAUAUUUCCAGAAGUUUUUAACACAAUUCAUCUGUUGUGUGGACUUACCCAGUGAGGCCGCAGCCACAGCACAGUCCCUUCCUGAGGAAGAAAGAAAUACUUUCAGAAUAACAGACAGCAGCACUAAAUGCAAAGUUUAUUUAUCUAUUCCUUUCUAUUCACUAAACUUUUACCUAAAAGGAAACUGACUUUUAGUUGGCAUCUCACAAGUUCAAUUUACAACACCCAAAGAGGAUACACAUAGCUUACAAAUCCUAACUUAACUGGAAAUACAGAAUUCCUAACAUUGGAAGAAUCAGGGAAAGUAAAAAGCUACUAAUUUGAUUUGUGAUACUGCCUCUCCGAACAAUGUUGUAUUUCAUUAUUUUAAAUACCUAAAAUACAAGUCCCAUGGCUUCAAUUUUCAAA